This is a messenger RNA of Asparagus officinalis (garden asparagus), 1692 nucleotides long. RefSeq lists its product as uncharacterized. The transcript has 4 exons. The coding region runs from base 523 to 1692 and encodes 389 amino acids. Lineage: Eukaryota; Viridiplantae; Streptophyta; Magnoliopsida; Asparagales; Asparagaceae. The record is from RefSeq and is a predicted model, not a curated record.
CCUGUUUGUUUCAGGCUUUUAUAGAAUAGGAUUAGGAAUUGGGUUCUGACAGUGGCAUUUUCGUAAAUUAUGGAUUCUUUGUGAAUCCUAUUCUGGAGUUUGGUUCAGCAAAAUUUUUUGGGAUUACAUCUUCUACACAGUAGCUACAGUUGUCCUUUUUUGUAGAAACCCAAAUCCGAGCAUUUGCUUCCGAUUUGGGCGAGAUUUCUGACACUUGAGCUUCCUCGUCGAUUCCGAUUCCUGGCUUCACGCUUUCGAUCCCUAGAUCUGGAAUCGCUCUGCCGCUCCCGCCUCAAUCGCCCUCUUCCUCGCGCCUCUGCUCCCGCGCUUCUUCGUCUACGAUGAUACUUGGGGUCGGGCCUCUUUCUCGAAACCCUAGCUCUUGAUUUCCACGAGAUUGUUGCUGGUUUUCUUGCCUUCGAUUCUUGGUGAUCCCUUCUGGUUGGGAUCUUCUUCAACUUGGGUUGGGAUCUUCUUGAUUUCCACGAGCUUGAACGUCGGCAUUUUCCCCUCUGCAGUAAGAUGGAUAUGGAAGAUGAGGAAGAAUUGAAGAGGAUGUGUGCUAAUACAGCUGUCUGCGCCGUGGUCACUUUGGUAACAUGUAUUUUGAGAAUGCGUGCUAAGCGCAAGAGAAUACCAAAAUGUUCGCCGCAAGAAAGGGUCAGGAAAAUAAGUUGUAGAGAGGCUCAUUUCAGACGUGUAUUGGAGGGUUAUCAAGAUAGCUGCCAAUCUUAUAUUAGAAUGAGACCGAGGGCAUUUUUUAAACUUGUUGAAGUAAUGAAAGCAAACGGUUUAUUAAAAGAUACGAGACACGUUCAAGUUGAAGAACAACUUGCUAUGUUCUUGAGUAUUAUUGGGCACAAAACUAAAAAUAGAAUAAUAAGAACUGAGUUCAUAAGAUCAGGGGAAACAGUGAGCAGGUAUUUCAAUAAAGUCUUGUCUGCAAUGAAUGGAUUACGUGAUCGGUACAUGAAGCAAGCCCCAAAAGAAGUUCCCGAGGAGAUUGCAAACAACUCAAAUUAUUUUCCGUACUUUAAGGACUGCAUUGGUUUGAUAGAUGGCACACACGUCGACGCGGUGUUACCCAGUGACCUAGUUGCACGGUUUAGAGGGCGAAAAGGGGUCACCCAAAACAUCUUAGCAGCCUGCACCCCCAAUAAACUAUUUACUUAUGUCUUGGCUGGCUGGGAGGGGGCAGCAAAUGAUUAUAGGGUAUUACAAGACGCCCUGUCUAGGCCACAGCCUUACGGUCUCCGAGUUUACGAUGGUAAAUAUUACCUAUGUGACGCUGGAUACACCACAAUGCCAGGUUUCAUAUCCCCGUAUCGCGGUGUCCGAUAUCAUUUAAAAGAGCACACCGGUAGGACACCAAAGAAUAGGAAGGAGUUGUUCAAUUUAAGGCAUUCAUCUUUAAGAUCAAAAAUUGAGUGCACAUUUGGGAUACUGAAGAAUCGGUUUAAAAUUCUUGCGGGGAAGCCGAAUUAUCCAUUUCCCACUCAAGUGGACAUUGUACUAGCGUGUACUGUGUUGCACAACUUUAUUGCCUUGGAGGAUCCGGAUGAUGAUAUUUUAAAUGAAAAUGUUGAAAUUGAUGAAGAUACUGGGGAAGAGACAAAUGAGGACGAAUCAAAUGUGAUGGACUAUACUCAAAGUAGGACACAAAGAGAGGAUCAAGAUGUAAGAAAUGAAUGA